Messenger RNA from Cladophialophora bantiana CBS 173.52, 321 nucleotides. RefSeq lists its product as uncharacterized. The record is from RefSeq and is a predicted model, not a curated record. The transcript has 2 exons. The coding region runs from base 1 to 321 and encodes 106 amino acids. Lineage: Eukaryota; Fungi; Ascomycota; Eurotiomycetes; Chaetothyriales; Herpotrichiellaceae. Gene Ontology annotation, molecular function: oxidoreductase activity, acting on the CH-CH group of donors.
AUGACCGUGGAAGAGACACAAGCUAAUUCAGCCACACUCUCAACAUGGCCCAUUCCGACUAUAUCUACUGGAAAAGCUGUGGAAUUUUGUGCGUACGAUCAAAAAAAACCAAGCGAGAUUUGCAUCCCACAUCAGGUCUUUGACCCAAGUGCCGUCGAAGACCUGGCAUCGAACCAGGUCGACGCCAUCGUUUCCGCAUAUGGCUUGACCGAGUAUGAGCUGGAUAGCGCACUGGCUCGAACCAAUCAGACCCCCUACGAGACAUUAUUCCAUGGUGCUCAAACCAGCGAGAUGUCUGGAAAGAAGAUGCCUCACAUGUGA